AUGGAAUACUCACAACCUUCUCGCAAAGUAACGGAGAGUACAACUUGCGGUGUUAAGUUUGUUAUUGUGGAGGGAAUGCCAAAAGUCACCUCUGCCAAAGAUGACGACGGAUUUGCUACACUCACUUAUGUGGAUACUUCCACCUAUCAGAUAAUGGGAAAUUUGAAGAUUGUUAUGACUGGGGUACUAUUCGAGAUGUUCUUAGGUAGGAGGCUUUCUAACUUGCGGUGGAUGGCUAUUGUGUUAUUGGGUCGUCGGGACAACCACUAG
Sphenostylis stenocarpa is the source of this 270-nucleotide messenger RNA. NCBI's taxonomy places the organism in Eukaryota, Viridiplantae, Streptophyta, Magnoliopsida, Fabales, Fabaceae. The record is from the annotation of a GenBank genome assembly.